Molecule: messenger RNA, 480 nt
Organism: Trichoderma breve
Lineage: Eukaryota; Fungi; Ascomycota; Sordariomycetes; Hypocreales; Hypocreaceae
Exons: 2
Coding region: 1-480 (159 amino acids)
Source: RefSeq, a predicted model, not a curated record
AUGGAGAUGACACGAGACCCUAAUGGCGCGAUGAACCCAUCCGCUAUACCCUUCAUUCCACUUGCUUCUCCUCAACCGAGCUUUGCUACACGCCGUACCAGAAAGACUCGCUCAACUGCACGAAUUGCGAGAUAUGAGAGGGUGGAUGCUCUGUCAUCUCGAGGCCAGACAUCCGGUCCCACGACUUCAACUUCUGAUCGAUCCGUUGGCCAUACCACCACUUUGUCUCAGCGUAAUGCUGAAGCUUCAGAGAAGGCUUCUUCUGGCCUCAAAAGUGAUCAAACAAAGGAAGAAGGCAGCUCUGCUGCUAGCAACAGUAUCAUCACAAGCUCGGGCCCAAACAUCGGCAACGAACGAGCCCCAGAGCUUCUUGAGGCUAAUGUCCCUCAAGCGUAUCGCGUAUCCGGUGGAAAGAUUGCAUCAGACACAAAUGAGGGCGCUGUCCCAGGCAAUGUUCGCUCCCACAGCCAUGCAAACUGA